AUGGCCGCCAGCAGGAAAGCUCUCAUACUCGUUACAGGCCACACGAUCGAACGGCCACGGCCCACGGUCGACCAAAGCCAUGUUCUCGGAGGCAUCGACGACAAACCGAUGCUCCUCCAUCAGAUUGAGCAGCUUAGAUCACUCGUCUCCGAGAUUAUCCUAGCCGUCGAUUUCUUGGAAGAGCCAAUGAAGAAACAACUGGAAAAUCUGGAACGUGCGUUCGGGGUCAAGAUCACGAUCUGUGAGUCGAGGGACGCAUAUGGAUCGGGAGGUUGGUUGGCAGUGGCAAAGCAGAGGGGGUUGUUGGCCGUUGAUGGUGAUGGGCCAUUCUUUCUUCUAAGGAGUGACAUCAUCUGCCAUUACCCAUUGACGAAGAUGAUCACAUUCCACGAGUUCCAUAAGCGUGAGGCCACCAUGGUGAUCAAAUGGGAAGCCAGCUUAUCCGACCAAGAAGACGUUGUGAUCAUUGACGAUAAGACCGGAAUGGUCAGGGAGUUCACAGGGCACCUCGGUGAUGUUCAGUCCUUCGACCCUGAGACGGGGAUGUUCUACUGCAUCAAGGGAGACCACUACAGGACUUCCGACAGCGGUGGCUAUGUGAUCGCUGGAAUCUAUCUCUUGAAUCCAUCUGUCGUCGAUAAGGCCCAGCUAAGAUUGAUGUCUUUCGAAGAAGAGAUCCUUCCCACGCUAGCACUUGAAGGAAACCUCUAUGCCCUGCACUCGGAGGGUCUCCAUUUCAAUUUGCAAAAUAGAGGCUUCGAUGGAGCACUCAAUGCCUACAGAGGAGGAACACUGCACAUGUCUGGCAAUCCACGUUUAUGGGUAGACGAAAGAAGUUAUGUGGCACCGUCUGUGAUCAUGGAACCAAAUUGUAGAGUGGAUGAAUAUGCGAACGUUUCAAACAGCAUAUUAAUGAAUGGGGUCCAAGUCCAGCGAGGUGCAAAGGUGCAGCAAAGUAUAAUUGGGCAGCGCUCGAUCGUGGGCGAGGGGGCGAUUAUCAUAGACAUGUCAGUCAUCGGAGAAGAGGUUGAGGUGCACCGACAAUCGGAUCUGGUUGGUGCUGUGGUGCUUGGGAAUGGAAGGAAAGUUGGGUGGUUGGGGACUGAGAUCAAGCAUGCGAUCUCCAUGCCACCGGAUGUUGAUCUUGGUGCAAGCACUUCGGGUUCAAGCCCUCCGGAGAGCCCUUGA
This is a messenger RNA of Magnolia sinica, 1188 nucleotides long. Its product is annotated as probable mannose-1-phosphate guanylyltransferase 2. Gene Ontology annotation, biological process: cell wall mannoprotein biosynthetic process; GDP-mannose biosynthetic process. NCBI's taxonomy places the organism in Eukaryota, Viridiplantae, Streptophyta, Magnoliopsida, Magnoliales, Magnoliaceae. The record is from RefSeq and is a predicted model, not a curated record. The coding region runs from base 1 to 1188 and encodes 395 amino acids. The transcript has 3 exons. Gene Ontology annotation, cellular component: cytoplasm. Gene Ontology annotation, molecular function: mannose-1-phosphate guanylyltransferase (GTP) activity.